AUGCCGUUCUCGGCGCCGCCGCCCGCCAGCGGCGAGCGCUACGCGCUGUCCGCCAGCCUGGACAAUGCCCGGCACCUAUCCAGCCUCCUGCGGGCCGUGCACUUCCAGGACCACGCCACCUGCUUCGCCACGGCCAGCGGGCUGCGCGUGACGGUGGAGGAUGCCAAGUGCAUCCAGGCCAACGCCUUCAUCCAGGCAGAAAUUUUUCAGGAAUUUUCUGUUCAGGAGGAAUCGGUGAUGUUCCGGAUCAGUUUGUCUGUUCUUCUGGACUGCCUGACCAUUUUUGGAACCAGCUCAAUGCCAGGAACAUCAACCGCCCUUAGAAUGUGUUACCGUGGGUAUGGGUAUCCCCUGAUGCUGUUCUUGGAAGAAGGAGGAGUAGUAACAGUGUGCAAAAUCAACACUCAAGAACCAGAGGAGUUGUUAGAUUUUGAUUUCUGCAGUACAAAGGUUGUUAAUAAAAUUAUCCUGCAGUCGGAGGGACUACGAGAAGCAUUUGCUGAACUGGAUAUGACCAGUGAAGUUCUGCAGAUUACCAUGUCUCCAGAUAAACCCUACUUCAGGUUAUCCACUUUUGGAAAUGCUGGAAGUGCACAUCUAGACUACCCUAGGGACUCCGAUUUGAUGGAAGCAUUCCACUGUAGCCAGACCCAGACAAACAGGUACAAGAUUUCUUUGCUUAAACCAUCCACAAAGGCACUGGCUUUGUCUUGUAAAGUGUCCAUUCGAACAGAUGCUCAAGGAUUUCUUUCACUGCAGUAUAUGAUUAGGAAUGAAGAUGGACAGAUCUGUUUUGUGGAAUACUAUUGUUGCCCUGAUGAGAACAUCACUGAAGCAGAACUGUAGGUGUGUGUGCUGGUGUCUGUAAUAUAUUUUUGGUUAUAUAAAAUACUAUAUUUUUUUACAAAACUAAAUGAAAGCUGUAAAGUUUGAUAGAGUUAAUAUUGUCUUUAUUUUUUAACUCUGGAAUAAGAAAGCUGAAGACUUUCAUUUUUCUUUGACUGCAAACAUUUCUUAGCCUUGACUCAAACUGAAGCUGAAAAAGCAGAAAGGGGAGUUGAUGUCCUAUAGGCACUGCUUCCUGCACAGAUGUUAAAGUACUGUUUGUGUAAUACAUUGAUGCUUUUUACAGUGUUCUCCAAGAACUUUUGGUUUUGUUUUGUUUUUUUGUCUUUGGCUUCUAGUAAGCAAUUACACAAGGGAAAAUCUGAAUACUAGCUGUAUAUUAGCCAGUUAACUUUCAGUGACUUAAAACCAAAUUUCUCUUGAAAGAGGACAACAUUUUCAAACUGAUGUCUCAAUAGCAGCAGGUGGUUUCUUUCUGGCAAAUGCUGACAUGUUUUGUCAGUGAAGCCAGUAGGGUCCUCCUCAUCUUGAUUAAUUCUUAAUAUAAUUCAAUUCCUUGGAGUUUCAUCUGACACCAAUUUACCAUUUUGUCUGCAAACUGAUGUUGAAUUGGUAAUUUGAUAUAGAAGCCUCAUUACUCAUAACUCUUCUGGCAACAUCAUUGUUUUGGAUCAGUAGUUAAUUACACAUCUGCGAGAAUGCUCCAGCUGAAGUGCUUCUGUACGUUCCUGUCCCUGUUCCUACCAUGCUGCUCUCUACUAAUGCUGCUAAGAAUUGUAAGAGAGAAAAGUUUCAUAUUUAAAAUUAUUUGUGAAAUUCAUUUGCCUUCUCAGUAGCCUUUUUCAGCAACAGGAGUUGCUCCUAAACAGCAGCAGGGGAAUAUCUGCCUGUGUCCCAUGGAGUGGUAUGUUCAUAUCUCUGCUGAAAAUGGGGCUGACCUCAUACUCAUUGAAAAGGGAGUGUGGAUCCUGGGCAGUUUUCUGCAGUGUCCCACCUUCAGAACAGAAGCUGAGUUGUGUUUAGGUCAAAAGUCCACUUGUCCUUUCACACCAGACAACCUGCUCAGAAUAGGAAGUACCUGGGACCAGCCAGGCACUGGACUGGAUGCAGAGUCUGCAAAUCACACACAGAGACUGAGCCCUCCCUGCUGUGGGAUGUGAUCGAAGAGUCAGCAAUCUGCAGGUGUUUUCUACGGCGUCAGACUGUGGUCAAGUUUUAUUGUUUGUCACAUGAGGUCCUGCUUUGUUUUCUGUGGAAAACAGUGUGUUUGUAUGUUACCAAGUUGAUUGCUCCAUUGUUCAACAGAACCCUUUGGGUUUAUUUUGAGUUUAAAAUGCUUUUGUGGAUCAUUUUUCACCUCUUAUAUAUGUCAGCAAGAGUAUACUUUUAAAAUGCAAAGUCUUAGCCAUUCACUUUUGUUGGUUUUUGUGCAAGUCAUUCAUUUAUUGCAAUAAAGUUUAUGUUUGAUAAAACAUGAAAAAUUUUUGAACUACAAGGCUGAAAUAGAUACCUAAUAUUCUAAGUUACUCUUAUUUAUUGGGGUUUUUUUCCAAAUGUAAGUAUCCAGUAUGAAUGAACUUCCUUCUAGCUUACUGUCUCAAUUUCUUCAAUCAAAAAAUAAAAGAAGUUGUGGUCUCA
Corvus hawaiiensis (hawaiian crow) is the source of this 2484-nucleotide messenger RNA. It is a transcript of the gene RAD1, whose product is annotated as RAD1 checkpoint DNA exonuclease. The record is from RefSeq and is a predicted model, not a curated record. Gene Ontology annotation, biological process: DNA damage checkpoint signaling; DNA repair. Gene Ontology annotation, cellular component: nucleus; checkpoint clamp complex. The coding region runs from base 1 to 846 and encodes 281 amino acids. Lineage: Eukaryota; Metazoa; Chordata; Aves; Passeriformes; Corvidae. Gene Ontology annotation, molecular function: 3'-5' exonuclease activity. The transcript is spliced from 5 exons.